Porites evermanni is the source of this 29607-nucleotide messenger RNA. NCBI's taxonomy places the organism in Eukaryota, Metazoa, Cnidaria, Anthozoa, Scleractinia, Poritidae. The record is from the annotation of a GenBank genome assembly.
AGCGCGGGAAAUUGAGAACUCGAGGAUCUUUUCAAGUUUUAGCGAACAUUGCUCAAAAUUGUUGGAUAUUCAAGUGCUAUUAUGGUGAAGCGUAGCGAGGGCGUCGGAUAAUAUGGUGACAGGGUGUUUUGUUUUGCUUGUGUAACUGGAAAAGCCUCCAACAGGCGUUAUCUAUACACUUCAUAAAUGCUCUAUGGUGAAAUUCACACGAAUGACACAACAUGCUGUCAACUUUCAUAGAUGGAUUUUCGUGUUAGCGAUUCUUUUCUCCGCGGCAGUCACCAACGGUAAAUCUCUUAAAGAAGCCCGUUGAUAUUUCUUUGAGGGAUUUCUCUUCCAUUUGUUUUUGGUGCCCAUUAAUCUUGCAAGAUCGAGCUUUAAACGUGAUGAAUUGUGAUUCUGUGAUUCUUUGGAGCAAAUCCAUAAGUGUGGCCGCGCGAAUGAAGAGCGUUGAGCUGCUCUUUCAAGCGGUUUGGCAUUUUUUUAUCACUAUCUUGCAAAUCGAUUUUCUGACCGACUAAUUGUGGACACUAUUGGAUAUGAAAGAGUUCACUUGACCAACAUGUGUUUGUUUUUGUUUUUGACUAGUAGGUACCCAACUUCAAUCAAAGUCAUGCACGAACCAGCAAGCCUCCAAAAACAGGAAUGCUUUUAGUUUCCGCACAUUUGGAAAUGUUUCUAGCCUUGAGGACUGCGUGGAUCUUUGCUGCGGAGAUGAAACUUGUGAGCUGGCGAUUCUCUCCAAAGGAUUCCACUGUUUUGGUGUGUCCUGCUUCGAACCUAAAGUUUGUCAUAGAAUUUUGGAUCGCUUGUUAAUGGACGAUGAAAGGGAAAUUGGACGAAGCUCGAGAAAUACAGGUAAAAUAUAGUACUUUUAAAAUAGUAGAGUUUCUUUCUCGAAUGUUCUGUCGAUCUUUGGAGUUUGUUGUUGAAAUCUUUAAAUGUAACAGUUGAUUAAUUCCAAGUGAAAGAGAGAGAGCUGUACUUUCCUUUGCUGUUGCUGAUUAUGCUGUUCCAGGUAGUUCUUACUUGUCUUUCUGUCUAACUCUAACCAUUCAAAUGGAAGCUACUGUUGGCCUUUUUAUUUUGCUGUACAAGGUAGUUUUAACUUUUGUUUCUAUUGAUGAAAUCCUAUGGUGUGACCAUUCAUAUGAAAGCUAUUGUGCAAUACUUUCCUCAGUUGCUGUUUAUUGCGCUGUCAAAUUUUCAGCUUUAUGCGUUGAUAAAAUUUUUCUUUGAAGUAUUAGUCUUUGUGAUGAUAACCAUGGUGUAAAAAUUAUUGUAUUUUAUUUUCAUUGAUUUAACAUUUUUGAAAAGAAAAUACGUGGGAAUGUAUGGUUUUUAUACGGCACAUCUGAAGUGAAGUGAGGACCUUCAAUUUUACAAAAAUUCUCCAUUCUUUCUUAGAGAGGCUGCGUCACCGCUGUCUAGUGUAUUUUGUUUUUAGAGAGUUAAAAUCAAACGGCAAACGCGAAUUUGUACCAAGUGACCAAGUUUUCCCUUUACUUGUCGUUUACUGUUCGUUAUUUCUACACAUAAAUAAGUAGCUUCACGCAAUGUUUUAUCCAUAAGAAUUGUUUUUUUAUCUGCUCAUUUUCUAUUUUGAGAAAUUCUCAACUUGAAUCUUACGUUUGUCCUUUGCCGUAUACGUGAAGCUCAAACUGUCUGUUAAUGCCGAUUACGCGGCCUUAUUCGCAAUGGAACUUGAAAAUUACUUGUAAAUAGCAAAAUCGCAGCUUCGUGUCAAACAAAUAUAUCUCCCAAGCAGUAUAUUUAACAAUUAUUCCUCGAGCCCGAAUGGGCUGUUGACUCAGAGGCCAUGAGGGUGAGAGGAAUAAUUGUUUUAGUAAAGUUGGUCAAAAAUAUCGAGACAAAACAACUUUAGCUUUAGCUCUAGCAACUUUAGUCGCCAUUGUUUUGGUUUGCAAAGCCGGUGCUUUUCGCUAAUAGUGGGCUAUAACAUAUAGCCUAGUAGUAGCUCAACCAAUCAGAAGGCAACGUUGAUAAUAGACCACUACUUGGAGUUUAGUAAUAAACGUUAAAACCUCAAAAUAACAGGGUGUCAAAAAACACCAUUGCAAUUUCACGUUUGUCCGUCCGUUCCUCCUUCUGUAUUUGCUGUGUUAUCUUUUCAUUUUCUGAGCUGUUAUUUAUAUGGUAUACUCAGUUUGGUGGCGGUUUCCACAGCUGUUUAAAUUUUCUUAAAUUUCGUUUCUUUUAUUGCUUCAGAUGAAUUCUGUUAAAUCUAUCACUCUGCACAGGCAACAAUGAUGGGCAUUGUGCCUUUUACUUACAGAUAGACACCUUUCAAGUUAACAUAAUGAUGAGUAACAAUGAUAGUUCCUUUUUUACAUGGUGCCUAAAACGGCAGCUCUACAGUGAAUUCUUUAUGUGAGAGAUUUGGCUCUGAAAUUAAAAUUUCUUGAUUUCUGAAAGAGUCCGUUUGAAGCUAUGUUGCUUUCUUUCCUCUCAGGAGAAAAAAUUUCUCUGGAAGAAACUUAACUCUGGUAGGUCGGUACUUCGUCAAAUGUGCAAUCUCAGGGUUACGCGUGCGUAUUUUGUUAGCUGAAAUGUUGUUUAGUGUAGAAAGGUGAUUUUGGGGGGUGUCUGCAACAGGUGGGGGUGUUCUGGAAAUUGUUUUUAGACUUUUCAAUUUGAUGUUGUGAAUCAUGUGAAUUGGCAAAUUGUGCGCUCUCUGUGCCUGUCUUGCUUCCAGAGUUACCAAAAAAAGUAUCAAAAUGUAGUUUGCUAAAGUUCUUUUUCAACUACUAUCAAUCUAAACAUUAUCGAUGACCAGCCUGCUUAGGAUAUAUCCAUGCUAAAGGACUUUAUUCUUAAGGGUCUAAUUAAAGUUAACAGUCGUUUAUUCCAACUCAGUGUGUAAAAAUCAACCCGAAACAUAAGCGUUUUUGCAUGAAGAUAGGCUUUUAGGCACUUAACAUGAAAUUGCGCCUUAAAGCCAUCAUAUGCGAUUUGUACAACCGUUUCAUUUUGUUAGAGUGUAAAAAUUUAAGAGGUGCUAACUAAGAAGCGUAAAAUGCUUUGAAAGUUCCUGGUGGUUCAAGCGGGUGGCUGUAUAGAACUGAGUGAUAAAAUUAUUAGAACUUGUUAUUUUGAUGUAGCCAACCAAGCAAAUAAAAGUCCAACUUUGAAUUCAAAAACAAAAUUGUUUGGAACGACCCAUAUGUGGUUAAUUUGAAUCAUUAUUUACAACUCCUGUAUUGAUUUAUUAUUAUAACUCAAUGAAAAACGGAUAAGAACAAGAUGGUCGCUGCAAUUACCAUAUACAUCCAACUAAUUAGUCAAUUUGGAGAGAUUUAAUUAAUUAACAGGGCUGUGUUCUUAAGAAAAGUAGCACAACAGCGAAAUAAAUCUCUCCCUUAAGCAGGAAAAUGUCUGCAUAGAUUCGUAUGAAAACCGCCAAUACUAAUUACAAAAUAGUUUCUAAUUUCUUCUUUUGGUACGUGAUGAUGGCGCAGUAGAGAAAGCAGUCGCCUGUUAUCAAUUUACCCCGAAUUUUAAACUCGAAGGCAAAGCGAUUGUGGUUUGAAUCUGUUCUCCCUUACUCUGAGAAGAGCGAAAUCAAAACGAACAAAGAUGAACAUGAACAGCUUCCCUUUUGACGGAUAAAUAUCUUGACUUGGGAGCUGUUUUCUUGGAGGCAAGAAGAUCCUAGAAGGCGGAACAACUUUUCGUUGGUACCCAGUAGAGAGGGAAUUAGAGAUGGUGGGCGACAAAAACAAAAUGCAUUUUUGGCCCUUCUGCACUUUUAACUAGCGUUAAUAACUGACUACCUUUGAGCAGAAUUAUCACAAUAAUCAGCUCGUAGUAACCCCAAACGAAAUGACUGGCCUUUAUCGCCGUGAUUACCCACUGAACGACCCGCCGCCAUUUUUGUCUGGUUUGUCCCAAGUACUAUAAUCUUCCUAGCGAAGGUAGUUUACAUGGUGCAAGGAUCUUCCUAGAACAAGCAUCUUACUACCUCUCAGCGAACGAAAGAAGAUCCUAACGCUAGCGACAGGUAAAACACUUUGCUCGUAAACUGAAUACGGAAAAAAAUAUGGCGCUAGGACAAUCCGCCUUCUAGGAUCUUCCUCCGUCCUAGUAACCAGCCCCUUAGUAUAUCAAUGUUUGGUACAUCGCCUAUACCAUUUUAUGGGGUCAAUACGUUCUCUUCAAAUGUCUCGUUCUCCAAAUUUCUUCUUGGUUUCAUUCAAUCCAAACUCCUGGUUUCCAUACUAAUCUUUCACUUACUAUGUUUUUUUCUUGUCAGUACAGUCGACUCCCGAUAACUCCAACCCUCCCUAACUCGAACCGCGCGCUAACUCGAACCAAAAUCGAUUUCCCCUGGAUUUCCGUCAUACAUUCACUGAUAUUUUACACUCGAUAACUCGAACCCUUGAUAAUUGGAACUCCCUCUAACUCGAACCAAUUUUCGUUUCCCCUCAGGUCAUUUUCUAUAUAGUUUUACCCUCGAUAACUCGAACCAUAUUUUGAGCCCUUAAAAAGUCGGGAAAAAAACCGUCUACGGGCGUCCGAAUCAUUAAAUUUUGGAUUUCCUAUUGAUGUGUUGUAGGAGUAUAGUUUACUGGUGGAGGCUGAUGUUGAUUGUCAGAGGCUAACGUGAAGCAGUUUUUCUUCCCAAAACAGUAAAUUUAGGCUAUGUUUUGUCACGUUACGUUCUUAUUUAUAUCUGGAAGGCUCUUUUAAUUUUCACUUGACAUUUCUACAAUUAAAUGUGAUUAAAAUGUUCACUGUGCAGUAAAAACUGUUUUUUACUUUACUCUCGGCUAUUUUCUUCGAACUCCAGGUAACUCGAGCUCCCGAUAACUCGAACCUUUUUUCGAUCUCCCUUGAAGGUUCGAGUUAUCGGGAGUCGACUGUACAUUAUAAUUCCCCUUUUUACUUCCAGGAAGGAAAGAUUUUAUCAGACACACUUCUCAAAUAGCGAACCCAAAGUGCCCGCAACGAUUUGUACCUAGUUUCCAGGUCCUUCUCCUGGGAAGGAGAAGUCCACGUGAUGUUUAUAAACUGCGUGCGCAGCCAACAGAUGCCAGCCAAUGCAGCGCUCAGUGCUGUAGGUCACGUGACUGCUCGCUAUCCUUCAUCGAAGAUGACGAGUGCUUUGGCGUUACCGGUGCCAUUGGUAACGGUACAAAUUCAGAACAAGGAUCAAGAAUUGGUUUGCAAAUUGCCAUAAUUGACAGAAACAAAGGUUGGUCAGUUUCGUUGAAUUUUAAGAAGGAUCAAUUCUUCAACACCGGCUUAGAUAUAUGACUACGUCCGUAGCACUCUAAUCAUAGCCUCCCUUAGCAUUCACCUAAACUAAGGUGUGCUAGUAAAUGGUUUGUAGGUCGCAUUUUGUAGGUCGCAUUUUCAUUUUCAGUUUGUAAGUGAUUUUCAAAGUAAUAGAUGGCCUUGCUUUACCUUGCUAAAAAGUCUCGCUCGACAGUCUUAACCCAUGAGAAGGUGGAGUAAUCCCAAGCAAGAACUAAACGCAGUAUGCUCGCAAGCCUUAAGCUUUCUCGGUACUUGAAUCCAGCCGCCUUGAUGUUCUUUAAGGCGAUAUCUUACCGGUCUCUUUAUGUGUUAUAUGACUGACCAGAAAAUGAAAGCCAGGUUCUAGUUAGACAAAAGCAUAAACACAAGCCCGAGCAUACGAAGCUUGUGCUGCUACUGUGAGGACUACCGCAACAUAGGCUUUUGCAUAAUAGUGUGAAACUUUGUCAAUGUUCUUUUUGUGCUGAAAUAAUGCUGACGCAUAGGUUGAUGUUAUUCCUAGAGAGAAAUUUGCGACAUUUUUUUCUUCUUCUUCUCUACUGUCAUUUAUCUAAACGUGGCGGUGUCCAAUCUUGCCGCUACUUUGGACACUCCACACAUAUGUACGUUAUCUCUUCGUAGCCUAAUGAUUACUCAUUACCCAUUUUUUCUUCUUCUAUUUGUAUAUAACUUGCGUAAAUGCCCUAAAAAGAAGUGUAAAAUGAGUUGAAUUGAAUAGCAUAAGAGCAAGCUGUUUUGUAAAUAUAUGAAAUAACUGCUUUUUGUCAUUAUUUUCACAGAGGUAUCCAGAAGCCUGGACGACGAUGACGAAGAUCCCGAUGAACUGGGUUCCGAUGAUGCAGACAAAGACACGCCUACUACCAAGCCGGUGGUCUCCACUAUAACAUCUAAAUCAAAGCUUAGACAUUUCACCGAUAUUCCUAAGAAAGGAAAAACGCACAAGUUGGCAGCGGGUAAAAUUGCGUCAAGCUCAGCCAAAGAAACUAAACGAACGUUCUUAUCUGGUGCGCAUAUCGCUGCCAAAUCAGAUGUAACAUAUUCCAGGGUUCCGUUGAGGAAAAUGGGUGCCACAGAAAAACGUAAACAAAUAUUAUCAUCGGGCAAAGACAGUUUUUCUCACGUAAUAAGUAAAACCAGAGCGUUAAACGUAAAUGGAGCUGACAAACAGGCCUCAGAAGUGUCUAACAUGGUGACACCCCCUGAUUCACCUGCCAGAAAAGAAACGACAAUCCAUGGACGUACACGGGGAAACGAAACACCCAAACAUGAGGGACAUUCUAGUCCCACUUUAGUUGGUAAUCGUCAGUAUCAAGCCAGUGAUCUUUGGAACUUCAAAGGGUCGAAAUUUGACCUAAAGAGCCGGAAGGUUCGUGUUGAAAGUUUUGCCAGUCAUUCUGCAGAGAAGAGCUUUUUGGAAGAUGACGAAAUAGGAAGUUCUCAAAACUUUGAUAGCAGCAGUUAUGAAAAGGAGGGUUUAAGCGCUGACGGGGAAAUGAGUGGAGAUGAUGUCGUAAGUGGAGAUGUUGACUCAAGUGGGGAUGGUGAUUUGGGUCGAUAUGGUUACUUAAGCGGGCACAGGCUUCCAAUUAGAGCCGUUAAAGAUUCCAGUAAAGGUUAUAACGAUGUAAGUGGAGAAGGAGAAGGCCAGAACGACUCUGAGGACGAAUCAGGUUAUGAUUCAAGUGGAGAAGAUAAACAUUUUAGUGGAAACGAUGAUGAUUUUAGUGGAGACAGCGUUGACACGAUGACCUAUAAUCCAAUGCGACACAAAGUAUCUGCCGGGGAACGCGAGGAAUACGAGACAACCAGAAAAACGGUUGACGUAAACUUUUCUGGUUCCGGUGACGGGGAAAGUGAUGAAGGUUCUGGAGAUAACAGUGAAAUUCAGAAGAAAACGUCCUUGAAUAAGAACAAUAAAAAACGUAAAAUGGAUCUUGUUGAAGCUUUAGAUGACCUUGACGAAGGCACCACUAGAAAAUCAGGAAGCGUUGUUCCUUUACCUCAACGCGGAAGUGCGAUGAUGAAAAGCAAAGUUAAAGCAAACAGCAGUCAUCCAAAUUCCCAAGAAGAUGUCAAAGAGAUAAAGAGAAGUAAAAUUAUCGAGCAUCUGAAUGAUCUCGGGUCUGGGGACGCCGAUAGCGAAAAAUCUUCUAAAGAAGUUGCAAAAUUGCAUCAAGAAGCAAACAAUUCAAGAGAGGAAGGCGAAAAGAAGGUAAACAAGAAACUCCGAAAACUUAAACACAGAGACAAUACCAGAGAGAAAAGUGACCUUAUGGAAGAAGCAGACGCUCUCGGAUCAGAUGAUGAUGGUAAUGAGAAAAUAUCGGAAAGCGUUGAACAUUUGCUGCACGAAACUACCAAUUCGGCAAAGAAACGGGAAAAGGUAGACAACAAGCAGAUCAGUCCUAAACAAAAAGACAGCCUAAGAAGGAAGAGUGAACUUGUCAAUGAUCCGGAUGAUCUUGGAUCAGACGAUGAUGAUGAGAAAAAAGCAAGAAAAGCUACACAUUUGCUUCAAGAAACUAGAACUUCGAAAACAGCAAAGAAGUUGCAAAAGGCAGGCAAGGAGACCAUAAAAUUGAAAGAGGACAGUAUUAGUAAGAAAAGUACCAUAGCUGAAGUUCCGAAUAGUCCUACAUCAGAUGAAGGUGAUGAUGGAAGCAAUCGGAAAGUUUUUAUCGCGCAUAAACAAUCUAGCAUUUCAGAGGCUGAAAACCAAAAUAAAAAGUUCCUGGGAAAACAAGUGAUUGUUAAAUCCCAAAAAGAAGGAUCCAAACGGGAGGAAAUUGAGCACGCUGAAGAUCCAGAUGAACUUGGGUCAGAUAACGAUGACGAGGAGAAGGUAUCAAAAGCGCUUUCGAGAUUGUCUUACCAAAUAAGCACUCCAAAAGUGUCAAAAAACAGAAAAAAUCAUCUGGCUCUCAAAAAAGAAGGCAUUGUUAAAGAGAAAGUGAAUCUUGUCGAGGAUGUACAUGAGCUUGGGUCGGAUGACAGUGAUCCGUUGUCGGCCAAUCAAGACACUUCAAGGAAAAUGGCGACGAGAUUACCUUCGCAAACUCAAGUUUCAAGGACAGGUAGAAAGCAACAGAAAUUCAAUAGGUCAAGUUCGACAAAAGAAAAAAUAGAUUUUGUUCAAGACUUAAACGAUCUCGGCUUGCAUGACGACAAGAGUGGUAUAAGUAAGUUAAGAAAACACGACGCCUUGACGCCAACAAAAGUUACCAAACUAUCGAAAACAUCAAACCGUUCGAUAUCGGGCGAGAAAAAUAAGACUGUCAAAUAUCUGAAAUCAAGCGACGGACAAACUGCGAGUAAUCUUAACCUUGCUGAAGAUUUGGACGAUCUCGGAGCAGACGACGAUUACGUUGAUGAAACUAAACCAGAACAACCCGCUUUAAGUUUGCCUGUGAGAACUAAUGACAGAACAGGACAGAUACCUAGUGCGCAGCGGACGUCCAGUGGUGGCCACAUGGGCUCACCACCACGGAACAAGGAUACAAAACAGGCGUCCACUACUUUUGGGCUAUCAGUAGGUGAUGGUAAUAAAUCGCACAUUGUGUCAAGACAGUCAGAACACAGUGUUUCAGGUGGUUUAACUCAUCAUGGUAUAAGUCGUAAAGGAGGUCAUGUGUUGGGCCCAAUUCAGGUCAAAGGCAAGAGUGAUCUGACAAAGGCGAGUCGUGUGAAAGACGAAAAACAGAAACAAGAAACUAUGCACAUCAAGGAAAAGGAACCUGGACAAGCUGCUAGCCUAAAACAAGUGAAAGAGCCUUCACCCUCGAUAAAGACAGAAAAUAUUCUGAAUUCUAAGAGCCGAGAAGCAAUUGUUCAAAAUAAAGGAACAAAAGGAAACAGCACAAACCCUCAUCAAGCAAAGCUGACAAUCACAGAACCUACAAAACCCAAAAAGGUCCCUACAUCUAGUGAGACGCUAAAGACGAUACCUAAGAAUCGCUCAGAUGGUGUUCCACUCAACAAUCAAGCAACUUUAACAAGGACCAAGACAGUAAUGGCACCCAUAGCAUCUAAUGACAAACUAAAAGUCAGUGUGAAAACUCAUAUAGCCAACAAAAAUCAUCUCAAUGUAACAUCUAAAGAAAGGGCAGAAAAAUCAACUUUGAGAGAUGAGAACAAGAGCGCGAUAAAAGCAAACAAGCCCAAGGAAAGCGUUGCCUUAAAAAGGAAAGACACUGCAAAACAGAGGAAUACACCAUCCAUAGAUGGCCACAAAAAUCGGACGAAGGGACGAAAAGGGACGAAAAAGUUCUCUAAGGUGUCUUCAAAAUUCGAGGUCAUAGAUGACCUUAUGAAGUUUGCCUAUCGCAAAAAAUCAGUAAAAAAUAAAGUUGAACACUCUGUUGCGUCGGGAAAGAAAACUUCUUCUGGUAAAACGAUUCCUCAGCAACAAGGUCGUGAGAAGGGUUUGACAAAUGACAAUGGUACAAUAAGAGGGAAACAACCGAUGACUCUUCAUUCUACUAAAACUAAGACAAUUUAUCCUGUGCAUCGAAAAAAGGUAAUUAUCAACCAUCUGCAAUCUUCUGGUAAGCUGGCAGCCAAAAAAUCACAGACAACGGCAAGUCCCCCAGUUUCACGUCAUUUUCCACUUACAACGCAAUUCCAUGCAUCAUCAAAAAAGAACGGUUCUUCGUCGUCUACUCUUCCCUCCAAAGCUCAUCUCCGAACGCAGGAAACAAAUCCUCCAGAAAGAAAUCAAAACACCUAUAACAGAGCAUUUCUUUCAUUAAAACAACGCAGUAACGAGCAAGUGUUGGAUAACAAGAGUGAACUCUUGGCUCAUUUCCGUAAUGUGAACGGUAGUGAUGGUGUUGAGUUUUCAUUUAAAACUAGUGGUAGCCACCACAAAGAAAAACACUCGAAGCACGAUUUGUCCUUUGACCUGGAUGAUAUAGGAGAUGCUGAUUUCGACAUAAUGAUGUCAAAUGAUAUCCCGCACAAACAUUUACCUGAAAAGAAAAAGGUUAUACAAUCGAGGGAGAAGCACACGAAGAGUUCUGACGAAAAGCAGCAUGACCAUAGUCCAGAUAGCCUUAAAAAGAAAAGAAAGAACAGUGAUGGAGAACUGAGAAAUAAGGGAGAGGACAAAAGUGAAGAAUCAGAGCCGGAUUCUGAAACACACCACUCGCAUCACAAACACAAGGAAAUAACUAACGAUGUCAUCACCCGCAAACGUCAUCAUCAUCAUCAUCAUCUCCCCCUCAAAGAAACUGAUAAUAAUGUUGACAGUAACGAUCGCGAUGAAACCCAUUUUUCCAAAAAGGAUGAGAAAGGUAGGAGCCAUGAUGAGAAGAAAUCACACCAUCAUGACAGACACGAUACAUCUAACAGUGCUGAUGAGAAGGACAGUGAACGCGUGCAUCACCAUCAUAAGAAGCACAGGCAUCGAGCCACGGCAGCUAGAAAGGAUGACUUUAGCGAUGAUAAGGACAAUGGUGAAGACUCUAAAGUUAAAAGUGACCAUAAAAAGAGAAGGAAAGAACGUGAUAAGGCCAAAAACGAUGAUAAAUCAGAGAAAGGUGAAAAGGUUGAACAUCAUAACCAUCGCAGUCACAAAGCACAUUCGAAGAAGUAUGAUAACAAUGACUGGGAAGGGAAUAUCAUUCCUGGAAAAGUAAAGCUUGUUUAUGAAAAAGAUAGUGACAGAAAACGACAUCAUAAACAUAAGACUCGAAACGAAGAGGAAAUAAAUCCCCACAAACGAAAACAUGUUUUCGAGGCAAAGAAAAGUCGCGAAGAUUCUGAAAAUAACAAAGACGAUCAUUCUCAUCAAGAACAUCAUACUGAAAGUGAUGAUUAUAACCAGCACAAAAAGUAUGCCAAAGACCACGAAGCUGUGAAAAAAGAUGAUUCAGAAGAAAAACUAAAGAUUAAAAAUGACAAUGAAGAAGAACACGCAGAGAAAAAGAAGGAAGUGAAUUACGAAGCGAUUAAAACCGGACGGCAUAGGUUUGUUCAACACGAAGACGAUAAUGAAGGAGAGACCCAUCAGGGAGAUGAUUAUGACAGUGAUCGUGAAGACGGUAGUUCGUGGACAAGUAAAAAAGAUGACAAAGACGAUGAAAAUGAAAAGAGCAACGACAAUGAUAACAACAGCGAUGAACGUGGUAAGAGCGACGACAGUGAAGAUGCGAAUGAGAAUGGUGCUGAUGACGAUGUUAAAGAAGAACGUCCUAGUAAAGAAACCAAGAAGAAUAUGGUUGUUUUAGGCGAGGAUUCUGACAGUGACAAUGAUGAUGAUGAUGAUGAGGCGAAACAUUCCAGAAAAGUUCAUGAAAGACGUCAUGGUCACAGGCACGUGACCGAACAUAACAUCGAUGAACAGGAAAACGAAAAGGAUUAUUUGGAACAUAAAUACCACGAGGAAAAUCAUAAAUCUGCUCUUCAUCAUAGGCGUAGACAUAAAUAUCAUAGGCAUUUGAAAGCAAAACAUAGACAUCACGAAUUUGACUAUGAGAAUAAGGAAGAUGAUUUUAACGGUGAAAAUGAUGACGAUGAUGAGGCAGUAGGAAAGGCAGACAGGAAAGAAAAAGAGGAUGAAAUACGAAGAGAUCACUACGACAAGAAGAGAAAUAGAAAGAAGCAACGUUAUCAUGACACAGCCGAGAGCUCUGAAGAAAACAAGGACUAUCGCGCCAGAAAAUUUCACAGGUCACAUCAUCGUCAUCAUCAUUUAAGACCAGUUGUUGACAUUGAUAGAAUCAAGGAGAGGCCUGCAGACGGAUACGAACCAGAUGACGAAAAAGAUCAUGUCGUGAACGACGAAGAACACGAUGAAGAGGAGAAAUUUCCAAGGCGUCAUCGUACUCAUGAACACGGACCCGCUGAAGAAGAGAACAAUGACGAAAAUUUUCAACGGGAAAAAGAAGGCUCUGAUGAUCAUUUUGCCCCACCUGAACAUGACAGAGGAAGGUGGAAGUUCAAGCCAGAAGAGUAUCACAGAGAAUUUAAAGGCGCUUCUCAUCAACUCGAUAAUCAAGAUUUUUCCGUUAAUCGCUUUAUGGGAGAAGAAAAUCAUAAAGGUUAUCAUCACAACCGUCGUCCGGAAUAUAACUUACGACCCAAAUUUAAGCCGAGAAAGAGAAAAAAGGAAAGAUGGAAGAGUCGUUUUUACUAUAAUGAUAAUGAAGAUCCGGAUUAUGAGGAUUCAGGUGGAUUAUUUGACUCGUCUUCAUGGACACCCAAUGAGAAUUACGAUGAUGACGAUUUUUAUGGUGGGGAGGGUAAUCAUGAAAGGAGGCAUCAUCGAAAAAAACACGGCAAAUACAAGAACCGCAAAGACAGGCAAAGCUAUGAAUACUGGGCUUACGGCAACCAGUAUCCGUACUACUACGGUUACAAGUACCACAGGGUUCGAUCCAGGUACCAGAAUAACCAGCGGCAACCGAAUCCAUAUUAUGACUGGCAUAACAGAUACAGAAAUUACAAUGGAUGGAAAUCAAUGCCCUCACAUUGGUAUUCGAACAAACAACCGUGGGAUGAGACCCGGUCAUGGCGACAUCAUCCAAAAUGGACACAACGAUUUGACGAUUACAAGCCAACAGGUUACCAGUGGCACAAGUUUUACGAUAACAACGAUGAUUAUCGUAAUAGAAAUCAACCCAGACCCACUGCAUACCCAAGAGAGGCGUCCACCUUUCUGCCACCCACGAGCUCAAUAUGGCAAAAACAGCUUGAUGCUACUCAUAGAGGGUUUAUAGGAGAUAAGGGGCUGUCUCAAAAUCGGGAACCUGGUAAUAAUUAUCAAGACUGGAGUAGAUAUAAACCGUCUGCUUCUUUAAAUCAGGCUUCAAGUAGGUACGGUCCACAGCAGCGUCCGCUAGCCGGUUUUCAGCCGCGACCUAAUCCAGACGCUGUGAAGCCAGCGGACCAAACUCAACCGUUGGGAAUAGUGUCAAAUUAUGUUCCUCCCGCUUCUCAACAAGGACCAGGUCGGAUCGACAAUCAGACGAAGUUUCGUCCAACGGUUAGGCGGCAGUAUGCAGGCACCCCACCUCUCAAGGUCUUAACACCAACAAAUGAUUUUAUAAAAAUAAAGAAUCUUAUGGAUACGUUGAACACUUCGUCCUCGGCUACCAAUAUCCAGCCACCUAGCAGCGUCACAAGUAAUGUUCAGAACAACGCUAACAUAAAGAACGGUCUCCCCAAGGUAAAUGUUUCCAGUAGUAGUCAGGAUGAAGAUCAAAAGCGUCUGAAUGGCUUCUUCAAUGAAGAAAAUGGAGGAAAGAAGUCAGACAUUUUACGGCCAAAGAACAACAGUCAAGGACAGGCUGCAACGAAUGUCUUGGGUAAGUGAUGUGUCAUGCGUAUUCAUUUAAGAGGAGAAAAUUGUGGUUUUAAUCAUUUCACAUGUAUCUUUUGGUAAAAACUUGAGAGGCUUCGUAACAAUUUUUAAUAGGAGAUUUAAUCUCUUUCUAUUCUCAUUCUUUACAUAGAGAUUUGCCUGGAAAUGGGGUUAUACCAAUAUUCAUAAAAGGGAUGCUAACAAUCGUUGUGACGGUCCAAGGUUCCAGUUGCUAUAAGGCGGAACGAACGUUAACUUAGGGUUAAAUUGCUCACUUACGAUUGGAAUUAUUGUCACUUGUCUCCUCUCAUCCAUGACGUUGCAUUAAAUUAGCAAACCGUCUAACGCCCCAGCCUGCGUCACAGACGUAAUUUAACCUUGUUUAGUAACGUCUGCGAAGCAGCGCCGAGAUCCUUGUUCUGGGCCCCCAACUCGAACUUCCUUUCAUCUUGAUUGGAAGAUCGACAAUGGCCUUUAAACAGGCCAAUCAUGGCGCGUACUCAAAUCCUGGUACUCAGGCGGGGGGAUAGAACACGGAUUUAAGCGCUGCUUCGCAGGCAGACUUAUCAAACCAGAGUUUAGUCUCGUCUGUAAAGCAGGCUGUCUAACGCUUGAAAUGAAAGAGUUCUCUUGCAAUCUCCGUUGCAGUUAAGAAUAAUCAAACGGAACAACAUACCGUACCCAAGACUACCAGCACCCCUGCUCCUGCUAAGUUAGCACCCCAGCCCACCAAAGCUGCUGAUAAAACCAGCAUAACUCAUACCAUCCCGAUAGAUACCACAACAAACAACCACACCAACACAACAAGCACACCGAAACAGGAUGCGCAGACAAGCUCGACAACAGCUGCACCGACGCAAAAGAGUACAACGGAACAAAGCACCGUUGCCCCGAACAUUGGAGACGUCUCCCAAUCGGACGAUUCGUCAGGUACAGUGAAAGUUAAUGCUGAAUACCACACGGUAUUUAUAGAAGUAGACGAGAAUGUUCUUUAUUAUGUGGCCCAAACUGCAAGCGGGCAAAAUGAAGCGAAUGCUGUGUCCUGUUGGCUUACCCUCUCGGAAUUUUCUGCUUUGAUUCCGCUAGGAAAAGUUCUGUUCCUAGCCAUAUGUUAAAUCCUUUAUUGACCAGGCUGACUUGGUCAAGGUGGCUGGAAAUUGCCCUCGUUCGUUUUUGCGUUGUUAUUGACCUGGACUUGGCCUCGUCCAUUAAAACGCCAAAUAAAGGAAUUUGGCCGAUAUCCAGCAAUCUUAAUCUCAAGCUUGAACAUGAAAAUUCAGCGUUGAACUUGAAGAGGUGCGAAUUUUUUUGAUAGUCAUUACAAAGUGUCCUCGUGAAAAGUUCCUUCUCUUCUUCCUAGAAACAGGAAAGAAGCAUCGCAAACAUCGAGCUCCCGUAUGCAUUGCGGGAAAAACCACAGAUGACGUUACUCUGCUACGAGGAAAAAAGGCGGGAAAUUUUACGAACAUUGGUGACGUGGGCGAUUUCGGUAUGUGCAUUAAGCGUUGCUGUCAGCAAAAAAAUUGUGACCUGGCAUUCAAAUCGUCAGAGACCUGCUUCCUGGUCAGUUGUUUUAGUAAGGAGUCGUGCAAGACCUCGCCUUCCCUGGAUGAUAUAUUUAGUCCCCGGAUGUGUUUCGUCAGGAGGCAUUUGCUGCAGAGUGAGAGAGGUAAUGAAUAACAUUAAGCGCUGUGUAAGUUGCAAAGCCCGACUUCCAUAGCUGAAAAAGAAGAAAGGAAACAAAAAAACACAAUAUAACUGGAAUGAAUGUCUUUCACCCAGAUCCUCAUACAGUAUACAUCAACACACGACUUAACGUCGGAAUGAUUGUUUGUAGUUUCGAGAAUGUAUGAAUCCCCAGACUGUGAAAACUAAACACAAUACACAAGCUCUAUUUUCGAACGCCUACGAACACCUCUCUAUGGCGCAAAGUUCUCCUUUUCCUGAAAGUGCCAAUCACUUUUCCUGCAAAAAUUAUGCCCCGACAUCCUCUUUGAGUAUUCUUCAAUUGCCCUUAUCUAUGUUUACGUCAGUCUCGAGUACAUGCAUUUGACUACCAGGCCCAGGUUGUUCAAAAGUUGGAUAGCGCUAUCCAGAGGAUACGUAUCACGAAAAACAAUUGUGCUAUCGAUCCUUUGGAUAGUAAUUUAUCCAGUGGACAGCGCUAUCCACCUUUCGAACAACUGGGGCCUGGGGCGCGUUUCUCGAAAGGCCCGAUAACUUUGCGGGCCCGAAAAUUUAAAAAUUUUAAAAUCAAAAUGUGUUGAAUAGUCGCACAGUUCCUAACUCACAAACCAGUCUAUUUUGUUUCGUUAUUGGAUAGUUUCAUUUGAUCUUUUUUAAACCCAUUGAUACAUUGAUCUUGAAUGUAAACACGGCAAACAAAAACAGCUUUCCGGGCCCAAAAAGUUACCAGGACCUUGGAGAAACGGGUCCCCGGCCUUGUUUCGAACCUGCAAAUUUGCAAAGUUUUACAUAAACGAGCUCCCAAGGCAGUAGAGUUGAAAACAAUACCCAUGCACAAAGUUUAAAAGUGCAAAACAUUUUCUUUAGAAGGUGAACAAACGCAUUCGGUGUAUGGUUACAGCAUUUAUUGACGUUUUGACCCUAUCCAUUGCCAUCUGACAGCAUUCGUUGCCUUUUGAUAGCAUUUAUUGCCAGUUGGAAGUAUUUAUUGCCCUUUCAAAGUAUUUAUCGCGCCAUUCGCUGUCAUUGCCUUUAAAAAGGCCCAUUGUUAACUCAGUGAUAGAAAUCAAAUUUAUUAUUUUUCAGGGAGAGGUCAUGACGAUGACGAUGAUGAUGAAUGGAACGAUAAAGUUUCUCCAUCGGGUAUGUAAUUAUAUAUAGUACUUUGAGUAUAAGAAAUACGGGAUAUUAGAGAAGGUUAAGUUCAAGGGAGCUGUCGAUUCCGUCUAAAAAGAAAAGGCCCAAAAACUUGCUACUCAACUAUGCGAAGAAAGAAAGCUUUUACAAGUCAUCAUUAAAAAGCGCUUCGCACACUCUGAGCCAAUCCUGGUGGACAUUGGGCAUGAGAUAGAAAAGGAACGAUUGAUCGCUCAUGAUCACAUCAUUCUAUUACUACGGUAGCUAGAGGAAAGCUUUAGUCAUCUGAGGACUGUUGCCUUCUCUGCACGAGACUGAAGCUAACGGAACAAUUUUACACUUGUGUACUGAGUAUCCUGGCCUUGAAUGGAAGCGAGGCUGAUGGUGACCUUGUUAUGAUAAGCCCUCAGUGCUUUUUAAUUGUAAAUCACGUUCCUAAGGCUUCUAUCAAAACGUGAUUACUCCCAGCCUCGUUUUCACUCAAAUAAGGCUUGGUUACUGGCCAUACAACUGGGAAUUAGGGUUUGCAACUUGUAUUAUAUUACUUUGAUUUUUUUAGGAAUUCAGGAGGAGUGUGAGGCCGAAAGAGCUUUAGGGAUAAUGUGGACGAAAACAGGAGCCGGGCAUUAUUCAAGACACCCGUGUCCACGUGAAGCUAAAGGUAGGGGAGACCCCUGGGGGAGACCGCUAGGUAGGGCUCGGGGUCAGGGUCACAAGGAGGAAACCAAACACCUGGGGAGUACUUUAAAAUAUUUAGGUGAGGCUUUUCUCAGGGCCUUGGAACCCCUACCCCGCCUUAGACUAAUCAAAGCUCAAAAUUAAUUUGAUACCAUAUCUCAGACCAUAGUUAGUAGAGGAGACUGGUCUUGGAGGGUGAAAACGUCAAAGAUGAAUACAACGGAGCUGCAGUUUAUAUUGAGCGCUACCUGGCUGCACAAUCGUUGUUUCAUUCCUGACAAACUUUGACUUAAUAAAUUAAUUCGACAUUUCUAUCGGUCACUGAGUUAGAUCAAAAUGAUAAGAAUUACGUGCAUGGUUAACUUCCUCAAAAAACAAGUAGAUAUAAUAACAUCGUGUAUUGGGCUUCAUUAUAACUGCAGUUUAUUAAAUAUGCUAGAAAUUAAGAGUUUGAAUUGUAACAGGCUCCAUCUCAAACCCAUGGAGAAAAGAAUUACUUCAACAUCGUUUGUACUUUCGCGUAUUCAAAGUAACCUGAUUUGGAUAAGCUGAAAUUCAUAAAAUAACUAACGGGCAUAAGAAAAUUACGUCUUUACCCAGAUAUUAAAACUGAGUUUGAACGGUAUUUAACCAAAUGACAUUGUAAGCAGUUUUCAGUCUUGCCAACCGUGCCUUCUAAACAUUUUUUGUUGUUAACAGUAUAUUGAAAGCUUACAACCUUGAUAGGAAUUUUUUUUAUCCACUUACAAAUACGCUACUAUUGUGGAAAACCUUUUGGGACCACUGAUUUUCCUUUUUCUUUUCUUUUUUUUUUUUGCCAACUCAAAUUCCUCUUUUUUUCUUUUAACUAGGUUUCGUUAAGCGACGUUGUGAGGCUGAUUCAAGAUGGCUGCCGCCAAAUUUUAGUGAUUGUGUUUCUAAUGAUUAUCAAGCGCUAUUUGAAAAGGUAAAACAAAAUAACCUUUCAAAUUUUCAGCGGACUGAACAUAAAGCAAACGGGUAAAGGAGAAAAGUAUUUUUAGAUUAAAAGCAUUACAUUGAAGUACAAAGUCAAUGGAGCGUUUUCACAUGACGUCACCGACAUAUUGGUGUCCCAAAACAAUUUAACGGCGCCCAUAUUGGUGUCCCAAAACAAUAUAACGGCGGCCAUGUCGCUGUCCCAAACUAGUGCUGUGGGAGUUGAACCCUUUUCUUGUAAAUACUUUCUUUUGUCACAUAGAUGCUGGUCACGUGAGUGUAAACGUUCUAUAAACUCCAUCAGGGGUUAAUUUGGUGAAACUUUUACAAUUAUAAUUUACAAGUGUAGCUAUUAUUUUAAGGUCUGAAAACAAUAGCUACAUUUGUAAAUUACACUUGUAAAAGUUUUAUUAAAUUUACUCCUGGUUUAAAUUUCACUUAGAACAAUACAAUAGCUUAAAGCAAUUGGAUUAACAGUUCCCAAGAGGGGACUGCCAGUUACAAUGUUUUAAGAAUUUUCAUCACAGGUUCACCCUUAAUUAAAAAUACAACUCUGUCUUAGCAACAAAACGAAUCUUGUAUUUUUUCGAACGUACAAAAUUUAAUAAUAACAUAACAUACACCCAAUGCAACAAUGGCUGUUGGAUUAUUUUGUUUUGAUUAAAAUUAGCCUGACUAGCAUCGCUUGAGAUAAGCUAUUCUUUUGAAUUUUUUACUUAAGAAUGAGGCCGGUAAGGCUGACUUGAAUAUAGUACAAAAGAACAUGAACUGCUCUUGCCAUUUUUAAAUUGGGUUUAUUGGUUUAUUGUUCACUUCGGGUAUGUAUACUCUCAUCAGUCUAGAAAGCUUGCCGGUGGUGCCGACCCCAGUCCCCUCAUCCGGGAGCUCUCGCUGCUGACCACUCAAAACAUCGAUAACUCAUUGAUCUUUGGGGGAGACCUGGACCGAGCUUCAGAUAUCAUGGCAGCCAUUGUUCAACACAAUGGUCAAACUGAUUCUCUGGACAUGACACGAGAGGACGUAGAGGUAACAAUUAUUGUGGUGGAAAGACGUUCAUACCAUAAAUGAUCUAAUUGACGCCCACUCUUAGAUAAACGUCUCUUGUAUAACGGCCGCACCCCUACCUCUAGUGUUAAAUUUGUACAGGAACCCCCUGUCCAAUAGACGACCUCCCGUGACAAUUACACCACAAUAUAAAAAAGGAGACAAAUGAGAAAAAGUAUCUUCAAUUUAUUCAGUUACUUGCUUGAUUAGCCUGUUCAAUGUCAAGUUCAAAGAAGUUUAAAGAUAACAACACAAAAAUGACCCUGAAUUAGGUUUCUGACGUACCUCUUUAAAUCAGAACUGUUAGUCACGGACUGGGUGGAUUUAUAGCCCAAACGCGAAAAGUACGAGCCCAUGAAACAGGGGUGGGGCUGGAGGGUCUAAAGAGGCAGUUAUGUAGUUGUUCAUGCAUAUCCACAAUAGUGCGUAAGGAAUUUUUCUCACCGCAGGGAGACUAAAGGCAGGAUAAAACGGGCAAAAAAAACUUGCAACUUGUUGGGCAACAUUGCUGCAAAACGAGUUGAAUAACGAUAAUACACGUUUUACGCCCACGUUCAAACUUGUCUUGCAUCAAAUCAGGUUGUUGCAGAAAAUAAAGAGUACUUCUACUUUUUACAAUAAAAUCUGUGUAUAUUGCGCGUUUUUACCGGCCCAAGGCAAACUUGUUUUGCAGCAAGUGACGUAACUUUCGUGUAUGACGUUACUCCCUCGUAGUUUUAUCCAAUCAGAAGUCAGUAUUCACACUACUUGCAGCAAACGCGUAACAUCGUUUUUUAACUCGUUUUGGGACAAUGUUGCAAAAUAAGUCACACUUUUUUGUCCGUUUUACCAUAGCUUAAGAUACGUGUGCCAAAACUUGCCACGCGGAAGGAAGACUUACACCGAAGGAAGGCUAUGGUACAUGCACCAAAACUUUAGUCUGGAAAUGAAGAAAUCCAUUAGUUUUUUUGUAUAUUUGAACAGAAUUUUGUCCGGGCAAGCAGCAAUCUCCUGGAUAUGACUAAUCAACAAGAAUGGUUCAACAUCCAGAAGGUAUGACAAAUACGCAAAGAAUCUAAAGAAAAAGGUCUAUUUCGCUAUAAAGGAGCAUCUAAAGCCAAAGUUCUAAAAACUCUUAAGAACCAUGCCUCCAAGUUUUGUCUGAAAAAUAGGAGAUUUAUAGUGCGUAAAAAGCUCUGUAAUAUAUGGCAAUAAGUUAUAAUUUCCACAUUAUAAAUGCUGGAAAUUGUUUCUUGUGAUCCGAAAUGCCUUGUUUUAUUACAACUGCUUAUUAGUUACUCCCAUUCGUUUUUUUAUUGAUUUACUUAGUUAUUUAUAUUUUUUUUGCUUCAUAUUCCUGUAUAUUUAAAUUCUAAUUGAUGCCAGAUAUUAUUAAAAACGAGCGGCAGUGUUUCAUUAGAAACAUAAACCCCGGAAAAAAGGCUAGCAAAAGCGAGGCACCUAUUAGUUUUUCAAUCGGUUAAAAAUUGAGUUUUAUAUUAAAAUAAUCAAUUAUUCUUUACGCAAAGCGAAAUUUUAUGGUUACGAAAGUGAUUUUCCCCGUUUUUCUCUCAUGAAUUAUUUACGACUUUUUGUAUUCGAGUCAACUUAGAAGUUAUAUCGCGUUUAAUUCUCAGAAUAAACCAGGAAGUGCAGGUGUGCUUCGAUUAAUGGAAAUGUUCGCACUUCAGGCUGCGAGAAGACUUCCUCGGGAAGAUAUGGCAGAUCCAGCCAUCACCAAUAACAUCAGUGAGUUACAGUUAAUGAUACUCCUAAGGUUUUCUAUUGAAGUGUUCUUGUGUCAAAUGUCAGCAAUAGCGAUUGAUAUUUUGCCUGAAUAAGUCCGACGCGCAGCGUAGGCAAACAGAUGACUUACCGUAGACUGGCACACAUGCAUGAUAUCCUAAACUGAUAGUGUAAAACUUUGCAGCAUUACCGACUGAAGCAAGGCUUAUCCCAUGAGCUUGUGUAGCACACACUGUGUAGCUUCAGUGAAGCAUCCUUCACAAGAAAAACUUUGCUACCGGAUUUGACAAAUACAGAUCUUUUUCAUUUUGGUUUUUUUAUAUGCCUGCCUAAGCUAUCGUCAAAGUUUGCUUGUACGAGGUUGCUAAUUUAUUUUUCAACUCAGCCUAUCGUUUCGUGACGUGUAUUUUUUGCCGUAGUCAUCAAGUUGGACCGGAAGUCGCCUGGUGAAGGCGGUCUGACCUUCCCAGACUUCUCCAAUCCAAGAAUUGACCGCUGGGAUGCAAGGCAUGACGUCAUCGCCCUACCUUCGUCUGUGUUUGAUCAGGGUAUGUAGCUGUAUGUAACAAAAUUCAUUAUGUGAAAGGUUUGAACCCAGGAGUCAUUGCAAAAGUAGGUUGAGUUUGAUCGUCCGCGUGAACGUAGUCCUGAAUAGGACUGUUGUUGUUGACAGUGACUGACGUUUCGACAACCUGUGCGGUAGUCAUCUUCAGAGGCAAAGUGAAGACCCACCGUGGAAGAGAUCUGGAGGUCCAAAGAUUCGUUAAACCGCGGCUUAAGUUAUUCUUCGUUUAAAUAACUGACCCUUGGACUUUUAAGUGAAACACUCCCUUGAGUGUUUGAUAUGGCCUCUCGAGCUAUUGUGUGCCGCGAGUUUUAAUAAGACACGUCCGUUAUUAUAAGAAUCCCUUCACUGCAGGACGUGUUGAAAAAUCUUUUAUUUCUUACUGCUUUUUUUUUCCUUAGGCGAAGUAAGUACAGCCAGCAUCAACUUCAAAAGUUUACCUUAUUUACUUCCCGACACGAAUGUUAGGUACGUUAACACGCCUUCUUCUUGUUUCACAUGUUUACUAGAAACGUCGUGAGUUAUCUCGUAUAAAUAGUCAAGAAUCAUUGCUGUUGCUAAUGGAUACAUUUUUUCAGAAUCACGUCAACUGCCAACCAUAAACUUCAGAUUCAAUUAGACAAUUUAAUAUUAGAAAAUCAGUGGAUAAAAACUAUCAAAACUAAUUCUUAUUGAUAAAUCUCGGAUGAGACUAUUAAUAUUUGAGUACCAUUAGUAAUGAGUAGUAAUCUACAAGUAAAAGGAAAACUUGCGAUGUGGUACAAAUGAGCGUUUCGGCUUUUUGUUGUAAACAUAGUUCUAAAUCUCUCUAACUAUCUACUCUUAUAACUUCCCGGAUUGAGUAAACACUGAUUCUGGAGGGGAAAUAGAAAGUGCACUACAAAUUUAUGAGGCCGGCGUGGAGCAGCCAUAGCUUUGGGAAUAUUAUUGUACCAACCUUCACCUAUGAAGUCCAACGAUAAAUACGUAGACCACACCACCCCUCAAAGGGAUAAAUCACAUUUCAGGAACUUACUCUCUAAGGGCCUGUUUGCGUGGAGGUAUGUGACCCCAGAUCGGUGAGGUAAAAUGUGGCGGGUCACCCCACCUAUCAUGUAAACGUGAUCAAAUUAAAAUGAGAGAUUAUAUGGACAGACGGGUUACCCCACCUAAGCGGGUUACCUCACCUACCUGGGAUCCCCCACCUCCAUGUAAACAAGCCCUAAAAAGUAUCCUUUUUUCACAGUUCCGGUCUUGGUCCUAAUUCCAAAGUGAUAUCCAUAGUGAUGCACCCCCACCCGCAGGGGAAGAUCACCCCUCCCGUGACAGUAGUUCUUACCCAUAUCAAGGUAUUGUACGCCAUAAAACUUGGCCUCGGUACUGCAUGUCUCAAAAUGCGGUAAAUUAUAAAUAAGUACUCCUCACAUUGUUUUAAGCAAAAAGGUAAUGGACACUUUCAACCACUCUUUCGGUACAUUUUUUUCUAUGAUAUUCUUCAAUUGUUAAUCCGUUAAUUCUUCAAUUAUGGUUUCAAACAAUACCCAGUUAUUGUUAAAAGGAACUCGAGAAAACCUAUUUUUCUUCUUGGCCAAUUAUACUUUUCCAAAAGUAAUGGAAUGCCUGAGGCUAUUUUUCUCGUACACUUUUUGCUUUUCUUUAUUCAAUUGUUUGUUUUUACUACUGGAUGCGAUUAUCUUGUUCGAGAAAUCUUUUGACCUCAGGUGUUUUAUCAUUAUCAUUCUUACUUUCUUCAUCUUCAUCUCAUCGCAUUUGCAUUUGCACAAUCAUUAUCAUAAAAAAUUAUCAUCAACAUCGGCAUAAUUUUUUUUUACAGAGGAGAAGAGGAAAUCCUAAAUGCGUUUUUUGGGAUUACACAUUGAGGUAAGAAAUAUUAUAUAUGCUGUAAUUUUUUUUUUUGGUGGUAGGGCAAAUUCGAUUAAUUACAGACGUUUUAUUAUUUUCAUCUAAAAACAAUAAAGAAGGAUAUGUGGAUAGUAAUCUUCAACUCUUCGCUAGAUCUCAUCAGAAAACCAGAGAAAUUCAAGAACUUGAAUAAGUAGAUGCAGAGGCAAAGUUAACUUUGCGAAAAAUAACAGUGGGUUUCUUCUGUAAGUACCGAGACGGUACCUGCAGAAUGACCCUGACAAUGUUUAUUUCAUCACCAGUCCCCAUAGAGGCGGGGCGUGGUCGUCACGUGGUUGUUGGUUGGCGUUCAAUAAUCAUUCUCACUCGAUCUGUCAGUGCAGCCAUCUUUCAAACUUUGCAGUUCUUAUGGAUCUCUCAUCGGACGAGGUAAGACUUGUCACUGGCUAGUCCAAUCAAAUAAUCAAACUGAUGAUAAAAAUCCUCCUCACUGAGAAAAUUUAAGGAGCUGUGUAGCGACGCACGUCAACCGGAAGUUAAGCUUUCUCCCUUUUUAUAUGCCUUGACGCUAACAAAUUUGUAUUGCUAAGUUUCUUUUCCAUUUUUAAGACGAUUUACCAGAGAGUUUAAACCAAACCACUUCCCAAUGAUGCAAAAAGUCCACCUCCGGUUGACGUCCGUCGCUCAAAAACGCUGUUGCUUAAGCUCCCUAAAAGCUGCCUAAUAAUGGCUCAAAACAUGUUUAAAAGGUAUAAAUAGCACAGCAAAUACAAAAGGAGGCACAGGUGGUCAAACGUGAAGAAAACUUGUUAGCUUCACAGUUUUUCCGGCAAAGUUCAUUCUUUUUGUCUUCAACGUUUAAUAAAAUGCUUGGGAGACACUAUAAAGUGUUUAACAUGAAGAAGUGAGCUUGUCAUUUGCAAGUAAUUUCUUUGCUAACGUUAAAUUCCAACUCCAAACUGACUGCUCAAAACGUUAAAAGUAGGAUUCACAUUCAGAUUGUUUAUUUUUUACUACAAAAAUUACAAUACAUUACAAAAGUUGGAAAAUAUAAACAACAAAUUACAUAAAACAUCAAAGGUGUGAUGCGCGCAGUGACCAAAGGAACUCAGGCUUUCGAGUCGGUCACUGUCACUGACUAACUGGCAUAGACAUUUACAUAAAUAUUACAAGUAACUUAUAAAGGAGGAAGGAAAAUUAAAAGUGCAUAAAGUCUUACUUACAGUUUUAUAUGAAAACAAGUGUUAACAUGUGUAACAUAAGCAUGAAAUUACAUACUAGGACCUACCGUCCACGGGUAAGAUGAGACGUUUGGUCCUUGUGGUUGUGAUGCAACUCACUAGGAUCAAAAGUCUUGCGUUCUAAUACCUCCUUAGCCAUUGCAUUUCUUUUUUUUUUUUUGCAAUAUCGAUUUAUUAUUGACUUAAAAUUGAACCAAUCGAAACCUCGCUGAAAUUUAAUGGCCAAGAGGAAUGCUAUUAAAGAAGAUCUAAAAUCAGGGAGUCGUUUUCGCUUUAGAAAGCUUUUAAGGGCCUGUUUACAUGAAGGUGGGGGACCCCAGAUAGGUGAGGUAAAAUUUGGCGGGUCACCCCACCUAUCAUGUAAACAUAAUCAGAUUAAAAUAAGAGAUUAUAUGGACAGGCGGGUUAUCUCACCUAAGUGGGUUACCUCACCUACCUGGGGUCUCCCACCUCCAUGUAAACAGGCCCUAAAAGAAUCUGUCAUCUCCAAAUAUUGAUUGGUGUACUUAAUAUGCAGCUAAUUGUGUUCACAGCCGUCGUUUUGUCUGGCUUCUUUGUUCAUUCGUUGGUGUAUUUGUUUAUUUAUUACAGCUUAUAUAUUUCUUCUUUGUGUGCAUUUGUUUAUUUAUAACAACUUUGAUAUCUAGUUACUUUUCCGCAUGACCCAGCCACUCAGUGCGAUUAGCUUUUGCUAUUUCUGAGUGGCGGUGCUCUCUUUUUUUCACAAUUAUUUCCUUUUAAUGUCUUUACACUUUUUGUAUCAAGAGCAUAAUAAAGAUUGUUGUUGUUGUUGUUAAAAUAUAGUCUACGGAUAGUUGUAAUACAUCAUAAAAUUACGGUGUUAUAGUAAUGCAGAAAAUACGGCAGCAGGCGCUUGAAUUUGUCCAUCUCGCUUUUGGGUAGAAAUAGGUGCUAUAAGUUCAAAUUAACAGCAGCACUACUUAGAGGUUUUCAACGGAAUGAAUACUUUACCGUAAAUUUAAUACAAUCACUUCUUUUUACAUAGAGUUUGCAAAAGGAACAAAAGAGAGAACGGACCAUGGCUCUCAUGUGGAUUGGUAUCCCCGUGCUGAUCGUCGGAGUCAUUGGAGGAUUGUACAUGUCCUUUAGUUGGUAAGAUUCCGUAAUGUAGAGGACAAAUAAGACGCUUAAAACACCGUUUCUUAUUUAACAUAGCUAGAUGUCAACCCUUUCUAAAUAUAUUUUUUUGAAUUACUAGGAAUAGAAAAUCUGGAAUACCCAGCACUGUAACAAGGCCUUCUACUUCGUGUAAGUAUAUUGUUUGGCCAUUUAGAUUGUGUAGUUUCAAACUACACAUGUAAUAUAAACCUCAAUUAACCGUAAUAAAAGUUGUCGGUUAGUUGGCUGUGCAAUUAAUUCUGAACUUUGAUGUCUUUUUUUAGCAAUUCAAAAGAUAAUAGUAGCGAACUAGAAUUUGGACUUGGAUUUUCUUUGCACCGCCAAAGGAUUGUACACGCCUUCAUAAAUUAGAUAGCCAUUCAAAGAGAAGCUGUAACUAUGAAACUAUGCCACGUUAUUCACCGUUCACCAAAUCUAUAAAUAAAUCCUUUUUUUCAAUUGGGUAUUUCAAGUAGCUUCGGGCAAGUCAAGUCCAAUAGAUCGUAUCACUCACGAGGAUACCAGCCAUGUAAAUUUCUUGGAACAAAAGGAAGUUUUUACUCGCAAAAUAGUUCAAUCCCCACAGGAUCUUUUUUGUAGCACCGAUUUGGCCGCCGUUUCAUUGUUUAGGUGCACCAAUAUGUCCGCCGUUUCAUUGCUUAGCUGCACCAAUAUGGGCGCCGUUUAAUUGUUUAGGUGCACCAAUAUGGGCGCCGUUUCAUUGCUUAGCUGCACCAAUAUGGGCGCCGUUUCAUUGUUUAGGUGCACCAAUAUGGGCGCCAUUUCGUUGUUUAGGUGCACCAAUAUGGCUGCCAUUUCAUUGUUUAGGUGCACCAAUAUGGCCGCCGUUUCAUUCGUGAGGUGUACCAAUAUGGCCGCCGUUUCAUUGUUUUGGUGCACCAAUAUUCACUCACUAGUUAACUCUGGCUCAUGAUAAAUUUUAUUUAUUUUACGUUAUUCUAUUAUUUUAUUGUAGUAAAUGAAAAAACUGGUUUGCUCGGACAAAGAGUUGUAACCAGCCAAGUUCGUGAGGAAUUUCCAGCAUCUCCAACACGUGACUUGUAUCGCGCGCUGUCUCCUGGGUAUUCACCGACCGGUGACCUUGAAUGGCAGGACGAAUUUGAUUUUGAUGUUGAGUCUGGUGACCAGAGAUUCAAACAAAUGCUUCUACCGAAGCUUCAGUUGUUGCAGAAUCAGCUGAUUAAUGAGUUCUGCGAUGCCGGCAAAUUCGAGACGAAAAAGAGGAUUUUAAAUUCCAAGGUAAACGCGAUUCCUGUGCUGUUUCCAAAUCAGCCUUGUAAAAGUUCUGAUAUAAAGGACCACUAUAAAUAAUUAAGUGAAAUCCUCAAGAAAUAUCGAGGAAAACUUGAGUGUCUAAUCUUUGAAAUGUUAAUUAUAGGAGAUAAAUUCUCAUAAGAUACAUCCGAGGGUCACAUGCAUUAUUGAUAGUCCGCGGAGACUAUCAACAGAUACCCUUGAAAAACAAAGAAUCGAUUGAUUGAUUGAUUGAUUGGUUGGUUGGUUGGUUGGUUGAACGACUGAUUGCGCUUCACAGUGUCUCCUUCUACCCUACUGCGUGCAUGUGUACUGUUGUUGUUGUUGUUGUUGUAGUUUUUGUUUUUGUUUUUUCGAUUACGUCCCAACCGACUGGUUAUCCUGUUUUUUGCUAUCGUAUGUGUGAUUAUACCUACUGACAUUACACAUGGUGAGUUUUGAUCUAAACACUGUAUUUAGAAAUAUUGCGCUGUUCUGUAUUUCGUAAAUAGCUUGAAGAAAAGACAGAAAUGGAGGAACAUAGUCCAAAUCAGAAAGAAACCGAUACAGUAGUUGAGCAACAAAAGGUAACAUUAACAUUAUGUUUAUGGAGUUUAUAAAUUUAAAGUGAUGAGUCGUGUUUUAUUUAAAGGCAAGUUGUUGUGUUUGUAUGACUGUAAUAAAAAACGAAUAAUUCAUCAUCGACAACAAGAAUGUUUUAUAGGUGACUCUUACGUUUAAAGUAAACUCUUUUCCAAACAGGCCCAACUAAAGCCAACCAAAAUGAGGAAUUCAAUUGAACGUGAACCGUCUCGAAAAAGGAUAAGACAAUCGGUAAGAGAAUGUUCUCUUUUUAACUAUAAAAAACCUUAGAGCAAUAAAAUUGUGAUAUUUUAGGAGCGAAAAAUGUGUCCUCAAGUCUGUAGAUCAAAACUAGAUCUCGGAUCAACAUUAAACUAGGGCUCAGUUUAAUUGUGGCCGGCGAUGCCCCACUCUCCAUCCAGGAGAGGGGUUACGGGUGGUGGGGAAGGGCCAAUUCCAUGAUUUUCACUGCUACGAGACCUUAAAUAACAAAACUACUUGGAAAUAGAUUUCUGUUGGUCAAAAGAUGAAAUCAGCGCCGGUAUUUUACAUGGUAACUUGUCUGCUAAGACGCGGUUUCAUAUUCACAACAAACAUUUCGGGUAACCUAUCCGUGAGAAUUUGUUCACGUCCAUGUAGAUGAAAAGACGUGAAUAGUGAACUAUCAUCAUUAAUAGUAGCCUACGUGUUGCCACACCCUCUCCGUUUUUCUUUUGUCGGGAGAAGGGUGCGGCUACACGUAGGCUACAUUGGUAAUAACACAAUGGUAAAACUAUCCUAAUGUGACACUACGUCUCCUAUUUUCUAAAGCUGUAUUUAUGUUAUUGGAACUUAGUCAAUAUGCGCGAACCUUUAAACACAAUGUUAUCUCUUGUAGAGAACUUCCUCGAGCGCGGAACUUCGAGUACGGUUUGCAGAUGAAAGUCCUCCAAGUAAAAAUCGAACCGAUGAAGAUAAAGAACGCUUUAAAAGGCUUCAACAAAUGGAAAGAAGGUAAUAUUACGCGUGCGGUUGUUUGUUGUGGUCGACGUUUCUCUGUUUCUAUGCCUUUGUUUUUGUUGUUUUUGUAGUUUUCUGUUGUUGUUGGUGUUAAAGAUAAUUCCUUGUGAUGCUAUUAAAACAUACUGACGUCAACUUGUAAGAAACUUCAACUUCAACUUUAUUUAGUAAAAACGGUUUCACAAUCGACUGCAUGGCCCGCAAAGUAGCAAUUGCUAAUUUAGGCGGCCCAGUUGAAAAAAAGAAAAAAAAAUGAAGGGAAGGAAGAUAUUUUAAACUACAAUAAUUCUUAUUUCUGUCAUUGUUUUAUUAUUAUUAUUACAACUAAGAGGAACGAAAAGGAAUUGACGAUAAGAAACUCGGCUGUUUUCAGGAUGUUACUAAAGCUUUGAACGAGAUCGCGAAACGGAAAAAUCAAAAAAGGGAAGCAAUCCUAAUUUAAACCCUGGCGCCAUCAGUAACUUUACCACCCAUGCUCCAUUUUAUUCCCAUUUUUCCUUUUUUCGGUUCCCUGUGGUCGUUACCCCUUCCCCGUUCCUAGUCUUAUGAAUAUCUGCCAUUUUAAAUGUUGUAUAGGUAAUAGCAUCAUUUGUAGUGAUAUUUGGCAUAAAUACCACGAGUGAUAUUUCAAAAUUGUUAUACGUAAUUUCACGAGCCGUUAGGCGAGUGAAAUUUGACACAAUUUUGAAAUAUCACGAGUGGUAUUUAUGCCAAAUAUCACGUACAAAUCAUGCUAUUAUUUGUUUAUACAUGUACUACUACCCGCAAGAGGUUUGUAAUUUUCACAUGUAGGUAUUUCAAAUUAAGCUGAAAUACCACUGCUCUAUAUUUCAGAUUGCAUCAAAUUGCAGAAAAAUGUCAUGUAGUAGUAUAAAUGAUGAAAGCUCUCUCACUUUAUCUUCAAAUCGCGUAUCGUCAUGUACAUGGCAUUCAACAACGACACGUUCUUCUGAUGACUUUAUUACACAGCAUAUAGAGUAUAAAUUUUCAUGGAAUGCUUGGUUAUUCCUCCGAUUUAUUAAGAUAUUUUUAAAAUAAUAAUAUUUUGUUACACAUAACCAGUUUUUAAUUGUUUUUAUGUUUUCAUAACCAAUGAGGCAGCUCACUAAUUCGCUGCCUUUCAUUUAUUUUCCAGAGUUUUCGCUCAAUAUCUUAGCAGAUGGACAGGCAACAGCCAUCUUAACUUAUCAGAAUAG